GAUAGUUUAUUUGCCAAUGAACGACAUUGAAAAUAGAUAAGAGAUCUCAACUAUCGAAUUUUACCAGUGACCUUCAAUUCCUCUAGAUAUAAGCGCUAAAAAUGCUUUGAAGACAUCAGAAAGCAGUCAGCCACAAGUUCGUAAAAUUAUAUUAAUUAAAGAAUCAUUUAAAGCCUUCCAAAUAUGCAUGCCACAUUUGGAAAAUUGGUUUUACUUUGUCUUUGCACUAGAGAAACACUUGCUGAACAUUUCAAGGAGUGCAAACAUUCAGCCGAUGGCAAUUUCGUAGCCAUUGAAAACAAUUGUCUCGGCUACAUUUACUGCAUGGGCGAAAACUCCUUCACAGAUUUAUGUCCAGUUGGCACAUAUUUUGAUCCACAACAGCAACAGUGCACAGAUGAUGUUUCCUUCAAAUGCGUCGAAUAUAUUGCGGAAAACGCUGAAGGCGCGGGGCAACAGAGCGCAUCUGUGCAACAGCAGUCAACAACAUUAGCAUCACCAAAUUAUAAUGCAGCUAGUACAACACCUAGUAAUAUCGCAGCAACAACACAUGUAACAGUCGCAACGAUCGUCGAUACGCUGCCAUCAACAACAGUGCCGCAUCGUCCACACUGCCAGCCCGCGGUGGAUGAGUAUUUUCCCUAUCAACUACGUUGUGAGUACUAUUAUAGAUGUUCGCGUGGCUACUUGAGUAUUUUACGCUGCAGCUUUGGUUAUGGUUGGGAUUUUCUGCUGGAGAAGUGUGUGCCAUUCAAGCAAGCACAGUGCUAUAGGAUAUCGGAGGUACAGGCUUUUAAGUUUUAAGUAGUUUUUCGCUCUUAUUAUUUAGUUUUAAGAUAACUAUUUAUUUGAAUAAACGCGCUUUGUUUUUUACGUUCAGCAUGGCUA
This is a messenger RNA of Rhagoletis zephyria (snowberry fruit fly), 888 nucleotides long. RefSeq lists its product as uncharacterized. Gene Ontology annotation, molecular function: chitin binding. The record is from RefSeq and is a predicted model, not a curated record. Lineage: Eukaryota; Metazoa; Arthropoda; Insecta; Diptera; Tephritidae. Gene Ontology annotation, cellular component: extracellular region.